AUGGCCUUCCCUUUCCGCUGCCACCCAUGCCUCCAGUCAGGCAUCAUCAAGGACUUCCGCACCAUGAGCCACUUGAAGUCGCACCUAGGCUCUCUAAGCAACCAUAACAUGGGACCCUUGGCCUGCACCCACCCAGGAUGCCAGCGCCGCUCCGCAAGACCCGACUCCAACAACAAGAACCAUACCACGGGCGGCGGUACUCACAAUGCCCAGUGGGUCGUGGACCCGGUCCUUGCUAGGGACCUGGCAACAGAGGUCGAGCGCUGCCGGGUUCGUGCUCAACCUGCCGUGCCCCCCGUCGCCCCUCCUGUUGCUGCCCUUCCUGUGGCCCCUCCUGUGGCCCCUCCUGUAGCUCCUCCCGGUGCCAACCCCAGCCUGGGUCCCGUUGGUGUGGCUGCCCGCCCUGUCGGUGGUCAAGCUGUCGUCUCUACUCCCCCUUCGCGGGAGGAAGACGAUAGCGAGGACGACGAGAACGAAGUCGAGGGCGAAUUUGAGGGUGACGAGCACGAAGAUGAGGAGGAAGACAAGCACCAAGAUGAGGGCAAAGCCACCGACGUCGACCAUGACCACGACGACGAAAAGGUCGACGAGGACGAAACCGCCGACACCGAGUAG
Messenger RNA from Aureobasidium namibiae CBS 147.97, 615 nucleotides. RefSeq lists its product as uncharacterized. The transcript has 2 exons. The coding region runs from base 1 to 615 and encodes 204 amino acids. The record is from RefSeq and is a predicted model, not a curated record. Lineage: Eukaryota; Fungi; Ascomycota; Dothideomycetes; Dothideales; Saccotheciaceae.